CAUAUGUCAAUGUCAUUAUACAAAUUUGAAAUCUAAUCAUGGCGAGUUUUUCUCGAAUAUCGCGAAAAUUACUUAAAAGCACAAAUUUCCCUACAAUUCUAACUCGUAAUAAUAGUUUUGUAAAACAAAAUAAUAACAAAAAUGUGUGGACCGCGUGUGCUUGUGUUAUCAGUGGUGGUGUAUUGUUAUAUGCUGCUAAAAAUAGGUAUGGACGACACACAGUUUACGCGCUCAAAGCUAAGCAACCCGAUGAACUGGUUAAAUCGGUGAAAUUGACGUCUCGGGAACGACGGUUCAUCAAAUUUGCGAGUGUCGAGUAUGGAGGACAGCUUUAUAUGACCCCUCAGGAUUUUUUGGAGUCGGUGGUCGAGCAGGAACCUCGCCCUCGCCUAAAACGACGCGUGCUCAGCGCUAAAGAGAUUGAACAGCUGCGCGACUCAACACCGCAACUGAAACGGGGCUCGUCACAAAUGUUUCGCAAUAUGAGAGAUAAAGGAAUUAUUUCAUACACGGAAUACCUGUUUCUUCUCUCCAUUUUGACAAAGCCAGCAUCCGGCUUCCAGAUCGCCUUCAAUAUGUUCGAUACUGAUGGUAACCAAAGGGUGGAUAAGAAUGAGUUUCUAGUCAUUCAACGGCUGCUCGGUGGUUCAGUGAGGGAGAGAAAAGAUUUGGACAUGUACACUCAACGAGCACUGCUUUCUCUAGUUUCUGCGAACUCGGUCAAGAAUAGAGAAGAGACGAAACCGGCUAAGUCUUCGAUUAUGGAAAAGAUAUUUAGUUUCGCUUGGCGUGACAAACGCGGGAUUGCCGAGGAGGAGAAAGUGGAGAAGAAUGGAGAAGAGAAGGGAAAAGAGGGCAAGGAGCCACAGGAAAAUUACAUCAAUGACGAUCAGGGACUUCAGAGGAGGCACAAUGUGGACACGAUGCUUCAGGUACAUUUCUUCGGUAAGAAAGGCAACAACGAUCUGAAGUUUGAAGGUUUUCGCCUGUUUAUGGAGAAUUUGCAGACGGAAGUGUUAGAGCUUGAAUUCCACGAGUUUUCUAAAGGUCACGAAACAAUAUCGGAAGUGGAUUUUGCAAAAAUUCUCCUCCGUUACACGUAUUUAGAUACAGAUGAAUACGACAUGUAUCUCGAUCGAUUAUUGGACCGGGUGAAGUACGGGCAAGGGAUCACGUUUCACGAGUUCAAAACGUUUUGUCAGUUUCUGAAUAAUUUGGAAGAUUUCACCAUUGCCAUGAGGAUGUAUACGCUGGCUGAUCAUCCGAUAUCUAAAGAUGAAUUUCACCGCGCGGUAAAAAUUUGUACUGGAAUCGCUCAAUCGGAGCACUUAGUGAGUACGGUGUUCGCGAUUUUCGAUGCGGACGGAGAUGGGUUAUUGAGCUAUAAGGAGUUCAUCGCUAUCAUGAAGGAUAGACUUCAUAGGGGAUUUAAGUCUUCGGCGAAAAAUGAAGGUUGGGAGGCCUUCAAGUCGUGCGUCAAACAGGAAAUGAAAAGCGCAGUUUAAAUUAUUUAUAUGCUGACUUAAUCAUAACCAUAGUGUAGAAAAAAUACAUUUUAUUAUUUAUUCAUUGCUGUGAAGCAUACCUGUGAAACGGGUUAAUAGCGUAAUUUAUUUAUUUGCACAGAAAGUUACCGUCUUUAUUUAUUAUGUAAUCCAAGAGAUUAUUAUUAUUAACAAACUAUUACUUUAAUAAUUAUUGAAUUAUAUUUACAAUUUAUAAAAAUAACUUUUGAUGUAAUUUGUCUAGAUCUCUUAAUGUGAGUCUCCUAAACUUUAUACAUAUAUAUUAUAUAAUAAGCCUGGCUUGCCUCUAUUAUCUAUCCCCCUUAUCGAUGAACGCUUCUCAAAUUUUUAAACAUUAUUUAAUUUUUUUACCUAUAACCGAUUGACAGAUAAGAUGGCGGAUGAGUAGGUGUUAUUUGUUAAUUAAAUGACUUUUUUCUUUUUAACAAUUAAAAAAUUAUGUUAUAGAAUUAAAUUUGUUAAUUACUUAACAGCAUACGAUUUUAUCAGUUAGAUAUUUUAAACGUUAAGAGUUUGAGAGCUGUUUAGUUGAAGGGAUAAUGCCUAGCGAUUCAAGAUAAUAAAAAAAGUUUUUAAUGUUGUGUAUUUUACUAAUAUAAUUUAACUACUGUACGUAACAUAAAAACUUGUUUUGUUGGAAUAUUCAUUUUAGUACAUCGAUGAGUAUGCCAAAGUAUAAAACGCGAGUUAUAUGUGUUAAAUAUUUCUAUUAAUUUGUUAAAUAUUUCUUAACAAAAUCGUUCACAAAUUCAUGCUAGAACACCACGAACAACAUGAAAAUCUCGAACGAUUCUGUAUGGAAAGCUUGGUCAAAUUUAUGGAGGAUUUUUUAAAUAUCAUAGAUCAUCGGUACUUUUUAAUAUCCAAUUUGGGUACAGUUAUCUCGGUAUCAGUAGCGCUGAUUUUGCAAUUUCGCUUGUAAAAUCAAUAAUUAAUAAUAAUUAUUAAUUAAUAAUUUUAAUAAUUUGGUAAUUUUUUAAAUUUGUACGGUGCGGGCGUAAGUUCUUACUACGGAUUUGUAUAUUUAGGGCCUGUUUCACAAUGUAUGGAUAAAGUACCAAAUAGCUAUCCAACACAUAAAUUAUUCGAAAGAUACUUCCGAAUAAGAUCUUCCCAUUUCAUGACAAAUAGCGCUAUCUGACAGUCGUGAAACGCAAAAAUACUGUUUAUCCUACCAAUAAGUAAUAAAUAGCUUAUUUGGAACUUAUCCGGACAUUGUGAAACAGACUCUUAUUAUAUCAAUGUUACCGAUACAAUAAGUGAAUAUUAUAGUGAAUUGUAACGCUUGUUUAGAAAUAAUGAACGCUUAACAAUUUAAUUAAUUUAAUCUGCUUAACUAGAUUUUAACAAAUAUUAACACCCAUGCACAAAUUUAUAAAAUAUUUAAAAAUGCAAUUUAUCAGUGAGAUUUUUAUUGUAUUUUUUAUCGGGUUGUUGUUUAAAAAUAAUUGUCAUGGCUAGUAAGUUUUAUGAUACUUUCGAUAUCUAAAGCUCCAAUAUACGAACCGUGAUUGCUAAGAAACCUAAUUUUAAAUAGGUUAUAUGUAUCGAAAUGUGCUUUGACAGCCGUUCUUUUUCAGAGAAAUAAAAUUGUAAAACAACAAUUUCUAUUGUGACCGUUAUUGAUACGAUUAAAAUAAGAUCCAAUGAUGUAGUAAUCUUCCUAUUAGUGGUUAUGUUAAGGGCUUUUGAUAAUAUAGACCUGUUUUCAAUUAUUCACAAAAUUAUGUUACCUUAACAGGCUAAACUAAUACGAUACAGUAAUAGUGAGUCCACGGAGAUGCGCCCCACUAUUUCUCCUAACCGUUAUACUACAUUCACACAAGCUUCGAUGUGUGUUAUCGGUACACACACUACAAUAAACCGCUGAUGGUUCGCAACUGACGCUGGGAGCAAACACCCCGUACCCCGUGAUCCCCUUAACUAAAAUUUGGUGGGGCGCGUCUUCGUGAAUUGCACUAUCUAUAUAGACCUGCUACUGAAUAAAUUUACAGACCUCUGUAAUACCAUACUGGUUUAAAUUACUAGAAUUGGCUGUAACUGUAAAAAUCCUAGCUCAAUUUCUAAGUUUUAAUAUAGCCGUGCAGAAAUUCAGUGAAUAUUAUAAUAGAUAAUUAUUAAUCUACUGGCCAUGAAUAUAUUGUUUACUGUGUACUUAAUUCUGGUUGUUAUUAACAGUAUUAAUUAUGAAAAUGUUACCAUUAUUAUUUGCUAGUCAUAUUGUAAGUCGCUAAAUAAAGUCACUUCAAACUUCAUGGUUUGUUUAAUUUAUACCUCUACUAAAAUUUAGCAAAAUGCUUUUCGCUUAUAUACAAAUCAUGACGUUUGGAGAUGUUUAUGCAAUU
This is a messenger RNA of Pieris rapae (cabbage white), 3871 nucleotides long. It is a transcript of the gene MICU3, whose product is annotated as calcium uptake protein 3, mitochondrial. Gene Ontology annotation, cellular component: uniplex complex. The record is from RefSeq and is a predicted model, not a curated record. Gene Ontology annotation, biological process: calcium import into the mitochondrion; mitochondrial calcium ion homeostasis. The transcript has 12 exons. The coding region runs from base 39 to 1505 and encodes 488 amino acids. Gene Ontology annotation, molecular function: calcium ion binding. Lineage: Eukaryota; Metazoa; Arthropoda; Insecta; Lepidoptera; Pieridae.